Molecule: messenger RNA, 1978 nt
Organism: Moneuplotes crassus
Lineage: Eukaryota; Ciliophora; Spirotrichea; Euplotida; Euplotidae
Source: the annotation of a GenBank genome assembly
AAAAUAUUCAAAAUGAAAACAGUUUUGCAGCAACAGUUGAAGGAUGCAGUGCAUAACUCACUCAAAAAUGAAUUAUAUGACAAUGCAGCUUUCCUAUGUGAGAGACUUUUUGCAGAGAUUGACAAUGAAGAAGUCAGACUCCUCCUAGCAGAAUGUUAUGAUAAAAUAAAUAAGCCAACUAAAGCAUAUGAGAUUUUACUCAAGUGUCAAGAGGAAGCUAAUAGAUACAAACUUGCAAAGUUGUGAUUCAAACUGAAUAAACUCAGCGACGCGGAAAAGGCUUUAUUAGGAAUUCAGAGCACAUUAAACUCAAGCUCAUUAGAUGAAAGAAGACAACAUAAAAGCGUAGCUAAUGGAGCUGCAGGAUACUAUCUUCUCGGACUAAUUAAUGCCAAAAAUGAGAAAGAAGCUAAAGCUCUUCAAUAUUAUCAAGAAGCUUUGAAGCUGGAUCCUACUUUAUGGUGCGCCUUUGAGAAAUUAGUCUCCUACUCAAACUCAAAUCUUCCAACUGGCAAGAAUAACAUUACUGAGUAUAUAAGCAAAUUUUUCCCGAGAGGGGACGAUGAGCCAUCUGUUGAAAUUAAAGAAAAUAUGAAAAAUUCUGGAGAAAACAAGGAUCAGAUUUAUAGUCCAAUUCAAGAGAAGGAAGAUGACCCACAAGAUAUUUAUACUCCUACAGGGAACAACUCGAAUUAUAUCACUCCUACAGCUGUUGGUAAGAAUGCAAGAAGAUAUAACACAAUCCUCAAUAAUGCUCCUCACCAGAUUGCUCACGAAAGCAGAUUAAGCGGGGUUUCUCCAGGAAGUAUUUAUCAAGAUAAAAAUGACAAGAAAUAUAUCGGAUCUAGCACUGGAGAGCAGGUAAAGCCAUUUAAAACGACUACCUCUCCUAAUAGGGGUAAUAUCUCACUCAGCAAGUCGAGCUUGAGCUCAAAGCAUCAUUUCUCCAGGGAUGCUUCCAAGAAUGAUUGUGGUGACCUCAUGUCCUUGCUUUCCUAUAUAGGAGAAGCUUAUUUAAGACAGAUGUUGUACGAUUGACCCGGAGCCAUAGAAGCUUAUAAAGCUUUGCCUGAUAACCAAUAUGAAACUGGUUGGGUCCUUGCACAAGUAGGAUGCUGAUACCUCGACAUGCAAAACUUUAAAUCAUGUGAAAGAACAUUCUUACAUCUGAGAAAGAUUGAACCAUACACAGUCGAAGGACUUGAGCACUAUUCAAUCUGCUUAUGGCAGCUUAAGAAGAAAGUUGAACUUUGCUCUUUAAGUAACUUUGCUUUAAAGAAGAACACUCUGACACCAGAAACAUGGAUUAUUGUAGGAAACUGUUAUUCUCUCCAAAAUGAGCAUGAAGCAGCAAUCAAGUUCUUCAAAAGAGCUAUCCAGCUUGACAAUAGUUGUGGAAUGGCUUUCACAUUAUUAGGACAUGAACACUUUGAAGUUGAAAAUUAUGAUGAAGCAGAGAAGCAAUAUAGAAGAGGAAUAUCAGUAGACAAAAGAAAUUUCAAAGCUUUUUGGGGAGUUGGAAAUAUCUUCAUGAAACAAGAAAACUAUAAAAAUGCAUUGACUCAAUUCUCAAUGGCAGAAAGUAUUUACAAAAAGUCAUCCUUUAUCCAAUCAUACAUUGGUAUGACUUUAAUGAAGUUGAACCAGACUGAAUAUGCUCUUGAGAGGUUUGAGAAAGCUCAGAGACUAAAUCCCAACUCUCCAAUGAAUGCCUUCAUGAUGAUCCAAGCUUUAACAAAUCUGAAUAGGAAUGAAGAUGCUCUUGCAAUGGCGAAUGCCUUGAUCAAUACACAUCCAAAGGAGACAUCGCUAUAUAUCCAUAGAGGUAAAUUAUGGAAGAAACUUGGAAAGAAGGAAGAGGCUCUAAAUGACUACAACAAAGCACUGGAUCUCAACCCUAAGGAUUCCAACACUGUGAAGAACCUUAUUGACAAACUGAAUACGAGCAACGACUUUAAUGAGGACGCUGAAAUUUAGA